Linum tenue is the source of this 981-nucleotide messenger RNA. The record is from the annotation of a GenBank genome assembly. NCBI's taxonomy places the organism in Eukaryota, Viridiplantae, Streptophyta, Magnoliopsida, Malpighiales, Linaceae.
AUGGCUCCCAAUUCCACCCUACAAGAACUAGCGACGGAGUUCCCCAGCAUGAUUCGCGUCUACAAAGACGGCACCGUCGAGCGCCUGCGUGACACCGAUUUCGCCCCUCCCUCUGCUGCCGGCGGCGUAUCCUCCAAGGACGUCGUGUUCCUCCCGGAGCUCAACCUCUCCGCCCGCCUCUACCUCCCCUCCAUCUCUGGCCACCGGAAACUGCCUCUCUUACUCUACUUCCACGGCGGUGGCUUCUGCAUCGCCUCCCCCUUCUGCGGCAAGUACCACCGCUACGUGUCCCGCCUCGCCGCCGAAGCCCAAGCCGUCGUCGUUUCGUUCGACUACAGGAAAGCCCCCGAGCAUCCAAUCCCAGCCGCGUAUGAGGACUCCUGGGCCGGGCUCCAUUGGGCCGCUUCGCAUCGGGCCGGAAACGGGCCCGAGCCUUGGCUAAACGACCACGCAGAUUUCGGCCGUGUUUUCUUAGCCGGCGAGAGUGCCGGAGCAAAUAUCGUCCACAACUUGGCGAUGGCAGCUGGAAAUCCGGAUUUCGGGCUUCAAAUGAGGCUUCUCGGGGUUGCAUUGGUGCAUCCAUACUUUUGGGGGUCUACGCCUAUUGGGUCCGAGCCCAUUUAUCCACAACCGGAUGCAAAGGCCGUGACGGAGAGGUUGUGGCCGUUUAUUUGUCCGUCAAGCCCGGAUAACGAUGACCCACGAGUGAACCCGAUGACUCCAGAUGGGCCGAGCUUGGUGGGCUUGGGCUGCAAGAGGGUGCUGGUUUAUGUGGCUGAGAAAGAUUUGUUGAAGGACAGAGGGUGGCUGUAUUAUGAGGCAGUGGGGAGGAGUGGGUGGAUGGGAGUUGUGGAGAUUGGUGAGACUGAAGGUGAAGGCCAUGGGUUCCACUUGUAUGAUUUGGAGAGUGAAAAGGCUGAGGCUUUGAUCAAAAGGCUGGCGGCUUUCUUUAAUAGAGAGAUGCCUUCACUUCCUUGGUAA